GUGCGUUGUGAGUUUGCGAACACUAUUUUAUCAUAUUUAAUAACACUAACGACCAUAGACGAAAAGCUUAGUUCGAUAGAGAGAGGGGAAAGAGCACAAAAAGACCAAUUUGACCUUGGAUCUUCUUCUUCCUCCUCUCUCUCGCUUUCGCUUUCUGCUAAUUCCCUCUCCGAUUCGUCUUUGUUGCUCUUCUUCAACCAAUCGCCAUGAACGGAAAGGCCAACGUUACCAAAGAGCUUAACGCCAAGCACAAGAAGAUACUGGAAGGACUGCUUAAAUUACCCGAGAAUCGGGAAUGUGCUGACUGCAAAUCUAAAGCUCCGAGAUGGGCCAGUGUAAAUCUUGGCAUCUUUAUAUGCAUGCAAUGUUCAGGAAUACAUAGAAGUUUGGGAGUACAUAUAUCAAAGGUUCGUUCUGCAACUCUUGACACUUGGCUUCCAGAGCAAGUUGCAUUCAUUCAUUCAAUGGGAAACGAUAAAGCCAAUAGUUUCUGGGAAGCAGAAUUACCUCCAAACUACGACAGGGUUGGAAUUGAAAAUUUCAUUCGUGCAAAGUAUGAAGAGAAGAGAUGGGUUCCAAGGGAUGGGAAUUCAAGAACACCUUCUGGACUACGGGAAGAUAAGUCUCCUUCACAAUGGCAGAGGCCUGCAGAAAAAAGUGGACAUGAAUACGCCACUGUUCCUGAAAAUACUUUUGAGGAAAGGAAGAAAAUCCAGCCAUCAAAUGCAGUUCCUGCUACAAGACGUAGGGUUCCUGCUCCUCGCAAAGUACCUGAGCAGGUAACUCCUGCUCCCCAACCUCAAGACACCGAAAAAGUGAAACCAGUACCCCCGCAACAACAAGCUGUAACUUCAAAGCCUUCUAUAGACACAGCUCAAAGUACCCCUCCCAAAGUAGACUAUGCUACGGACCUUUUCAACAUGUUGUCCAUGGAUGAUGCAAAUGCAAAUGGCUCCAAAGCAGCUGGUGCUACUGCUGAUGAUAAUAACUGGGCAGGCUUUCAGUCUGCUGCAGAGGUGUCAACAGCGGAGAAAACUGGUCCACCAAAUGCAGUUGAGAGUACUUCUCAGUCUGCUUCUGGAAUUGAGGAUCUAUUUAAAGAUUCAUUUUCUGUGACACCAAGUUUAGCUCCAGCGAAACCACAGAAAGAUGUGAAAAAUGAUAUAAUGAGCCUCUUUGAGAAGAGCAACAUUGUAUCUCCAUUUGCAAUGCAUCAACAACAGCUUGCCAUGCUAGCACAUCAGCAGUCUCUUCUAAUGGCUGCUGCUUCUAAAUCUACUGGUGUCGAUCUCAAGUAUCCUACUGGCAUACAACAACUGAGUUCCAAUGUUUCUGUCCAAAAUUGGCCACCUACUGGAUUCCCAAUAUCUGGAGUAAUGCCUAUGGAUGCUCAGGGAGAGCUGCAGAAACUUAUGCAGACUAGGAACAUGACUCCAGCACAUCCAGCUGGGAACUCUGUUCAACAUCCACCAUCUGGUUUCUAUGGUAUGGGGCAAGUUGGUCCAGUCAAUGGUAUGAUGACAAUGGGAGUGAGUAAACCUCAGUCAACUCCUGUUCCGUCAACCACUUCCAAGUCUGCCAAGGAAUAUGAUUUUUCCUCCUUAACAAACGGGAUGUUUGCGAAACAAUGAUGGCUGUCAUGUAGCAUAAUAGAAAGAUUAGAUGAAAAUUACAGGAACUGCACUUUCUUUUCAAUUUCUCCCUUGGCCAAUCCGUGGGUUGUAAACCAUUUGUAGAGCUAGUUCAGAUUUUUUACUCGUGUCUCGGGUCAUUUCUUCUUUUAUCAGAAGGUGUAUUCGCUUUUUACAAUAAAAGUGAUAUUAAUCAUAUAUUCCUACAUUUGCUUCUA
Molecule: messenger RNA, 1849 nt
Organism: Lathyrus oleraceus (garden pea)
Lineage: Eukaryota; Viridiplantae; Streptophyta; Magnoliopsida; Fabales; Fabaceae
Product: ADP-ribosylation factor GTPase-activating protein AGD5
Exons: 11
Coding region: 207-1631 (474 amino acids)
Molecular function (GO): GTPase activator activity
Source: RefSeq, a predicted model, not a curated record